Messenger RNA from Nezara viridula (southern green stink bug), 2407 nucleotides. The record is from the annotation of a GenBank genome assembly. NCBI's taxonomy places the organism in Eukaryota, Metazoa, Arthropoda, Insecta, Hemiptera, Pentatomidae.
GUUGCCCUGACAGGUUCUCUUCAAGAUGCCAACGCUGUAGGGGCGGAUGUGGAGGGGGUAUGGAGGCCUGCCGCUACCUUCUCCUUGCUGUUGUACUUCUGGCAGCGCUCCCCCGCCGCACCACCACUUCACUGCAGGAGACUAGCCGAGAGGAGAUCGAGAAGGCACUAGAAACGAUAGAGGAAGUGGCCAGCAACAACUUGGGCCAGCUCUGUGUAUCUCAAAGUUACAGGCUGCUCUCCGUCCCCCUCCAAACUGAUAGGUUUGAGCCGGUGCGCCAGAAGGCAGACUUGGCAGCACUACUUGUUCAAGAGCUUGCUCUUACCAGGCAGUCACAUGGAAACCAAUUUGCACCACAUCAACUUCAUACUGUUGUUGAUGGAGUGGCUCACAGCCUGUUGGGUUCCGAAAGAUCUCUCUUGGCUGCAAGAGUCCUAGCUGUAAACUCAACCACAAAUCUAGUCUCUAGUUGCUCUGUUUGGAGACGUGAGAGAGGAGGGACUGAAUGGCGGGAACCAGGUGAGCUACUGGUGGGCAUAGAAGUACCACAAAGCCUGCCGUGGUACCCACCAACUGGGAUAUUUCAACCAUCCAUGCCUUCAGCUGCAGGUUUCUGGACUUUUCCCUAUUAUUCAUGCCAGGCUAGAUCAUGGGUCAUAUCUUAUAGUGUCACUGUUCCUACUCACAAGCAUGGCAACUCUGGGUAUGUUAGUGUAGAUGUUGACAUAACAAGAUUAGGAAUAAACCAAUGUGACCCUAGCGAACCACAUUCAUCAAAGGAUAACAUGCUUAAUGUCUUUAGGGGCUCUCAUAAAUGCCACAAUACUACUAAGUGUGUUUACUCUGAAAGUGAAAGGAAAUGGUCCCGAGGAAGCUAUGUUUGCCAUUGCAAAGCUGGCUAUUAUAUGGCACAUCCGCAGGUUCCUUUUCUCGGAAAUUUGGUUGAAGCUGCUUGGUUGGAUGCCCUUUCAAAUGGGAGUUCCACAUAUGAAACAUUCCGAUGUGAGAGGUGUGCACCAGGCUGUCAGACUUGUGAUUCUCAUGCUCCCUGCCUUGCCUCUUACAACUGGCCUUUCAGGAUUGGACUUCUGUCGAUAUCUUCGUCAUGCAUCUUCCUCACUCUAUGCCUUAUUGGCUAUGUUUAUCAUAACAGAAGAUUGAAGGUAUUCAAAGUAGCUUCACCGAUCUUCUUAUGCAUAACACUCACUGGAUGUGUCAUUAUGUAUUCCGAGAUGGCAGCUAUAUUUCCAGUUCUUGACAUGUAUACAUGUAUACUUACAAAAUGGACGAGGCACUUUGGUUUCUGUAUUACCUAUACAGCACUUCUUAUGAAGACUUGGAGGGUAUCGUUGACCUACAGAGUGAAGUCAGCUCACAAAGUGAAAUUAACUGACAAGCAAUUACUGCAGUGGAUGUUUCCUAUACUUUUAGUAAUGUUAAUCUAUCUCAGUACUUGGACUCUCUCUGCCCCACCAAUUGGAGAGGACAUCAAAGAUAACUCCGGUCUUUUAUUUAAGCAGUGUACUUAUAACUGGUGGGAUCACAGUAUUGCAAUCGGUGAGGUUUUUUUUCUUGCAUGGGGUGUAAGAGUAUGCUACAAUGUGCGUAAUGCGGAAUCGCUCUUUAAUGAAGCACGUUUGAUAAGUUAUGCAAUAUACAACAUUGCCCUAGUAAACAUAAUGAUGGUUGCUUUUCACCUAUUUCUCUUUCCACGAGCUGGUCCCGACAUAAAGUAUCUGUUAGGUUUUAUAAGAACACAACUUAGCACAUCAGUUACAGUGGCAUUAGUUUUCGGUCCAAAAGUUUUACGGGUGAUUCGUGGCCAAGGAGAUCAGUGGGACAAGAGAGCCAGAGCUAGAGCCGUAACUGCUUCCUUCUCAUUGAAUGGAAUUGGUUUGGUUGCUGAUGAAACCACUGAUCUGUAUCAAGAAAAUGAGGAAUUAAAGGAAGAAAUUCAGAAAUUGGCUGGUCAAAUUGAGUUCAUGAAGAUUGUAAGUAUGGAGGUAAAUAACAGACAUGUGAAACCUAAACCAGGAGGAUAUUUCAGUGGCAUAGUGGGAGCAGGAAUGCAUCUGCAGAGUCCGCGAACUCCAAGGGAACCUCAAAAUUCUGGGAGUGAGAGUAGAGAUCAUGUCUGACAGGGUGAGAAAAAAAGUGAAGUUUGGUUAUAAUAGGUGUCAAUCAACUUGUAUAAGCCGAAAAUAUAUUUCAUUCUUAUUAUUUUAUCAGGGUUCUUGUAUAUAAAUAUAUUUUAUAUUUAUAUGAGUAAGCAUUAAAAUUUUGUAUUACAGGAUGCAGUUAAAUUAUAUUUAAUUUAAUUCUUAUUGUAAAUAUGAUAAUUUAAUUUGUUUCUUAUUUAUCAGGGUUACAAAAAAAACAUGUAUAGUUAUAUAUAUGCCCUUUGCCU